AUGUCCCCACAAGCGGCCCAUGCAAUUCAGAGGAGCAGGAGGGUCACGAAAACAACCUUGUCCAUCUUCGAGAUGGUGGACAGACAGCGAGACGAUGUAUCUCUAGUCGCCGAUGAGAAUGGAAGCACUGCACGCAAAGCAACAAGGGGCGCAUCGCGGGUCAUACAUGGCACGCCCAAUACAGGCAAGAGCCAUGUCGACUUCGUGCCAUGCUCAGGCCGUAUAGACAAUCGAAAUUCACAUCGACUAUCGAUUACCCAGCCGCCGGCCCCAAGCGGUCUUCUUUGGAUCCAACCAUCGCACACGCUACUUCGCCUCCGACGCGUCCAAUCCCUUGCAGAAGUUUCGUCGCAGACUCCUGAAGCUCUCGGUACCUCAGACAGUCAAGCUUCGACUGCUCCUUCGCCCGCGGUCUUUGCAGUCAGGCUUCGUCCUCGUCGCACUGACCACUUCAAAUCGGUCGAUGCCACAACAUGCGGCAGCUCGACCUUCUCUCUAGCACAGCUUGGAAAAAGUACCAUGAAUAGCCAUAUGGGCAUGACAUUCGUCCGUGUUGUCAACCAGCAGAUGGAACUCCAAGCAAUGGAGGAUACCGUCGUCUCCGAUCGUCUAUACAAUGUCACUGGUCGUUGA
Messenger RNA from Dothidotthia symphoricarpi CBS 119687, 633 nucleotides. RefSeq lists its product as uncharacterized. Lineage: Eukaryota; Fungi; Ascomycota; Dothideomycetes; Pleosporales; Dothidotthiaceae. The transcript is spliced from 3 exons. The coding region runs from base 1 to 633 and encodes 210 amino acids. The record is from RefSeq and is a predicted model, not a curated record.